This is a messenger RNA of Necator americanus (New World hookworm), 1107 nucleotides long. RefSeq lists its product as uncharacterized. Lineage: Eukaryota; Metazoa; Nematoda; Chromadorea; Rhabditida; Ancylostomatidae. Gene Ontology annotation, biological process: protein dephosphorylation. Gene Ontology annotation, molecular function: protein tyrosine phosphatase activity. The transcript has 10 exons. The record is from RefSeq and is a predicted model, not a curated record. The coding region runs from base 1 to 1107 and encodes 368 amino acids.
AUGGCGCAAUCCUUGCUUCGCUUCUUAGACGAUGAUGAAAGGAAGAUCCGUAAGCGAGGACGAACUACAAGACGACAUCAUGGAAGAAGAAGUAAAACUGUCGAUGAGACCAAGGACGAAGAAAACGGGGAGAGAUCAUCUACUCUGGGAACACAAGGCACGACGAAAUUAUCAAGGCAAGCUCGUCGAGCACUGGUGAAAGGUUUCGUCGAGCACACUUUAAAAACUGGUGUCACUGGUCUUAUUGCCGAGUUCAAGUCGAUGAAGAGAAAAAAUGAUUUCAGUGUAAUGACGGAAUUUGUAGCGCAGAUUCCUCAAGGGAGAAACAGAUACAAGGAUGUCGGCUGCCUCGAUUUUCAAAGAGUGGUGCUUCGACUCGGUCCUGUAUCGUAUAUUCACGCCAAUUAUGUUUCAACGCCAACACAUCCAAAACGAUUCAUUUGCACUCAGGCCCCACUUCCUAACACUUGUGCUGACUUUUGGUACAUGGUGGUUCAAGAGAAGUCUACAGCUAUCAUAAUGUUGUGCAAUUUUGUGGAGCAGAAUUCAAAAAAGUCUGCAGAGUAUGUCCCACUGUCGAGUGACAACAAAACGUUAACUUUUGAUGGUGUUACAGUAACUCAGAAGAAGCAAGAAGAGUUUCAAUUCCCAGUUGAGACACGGGUACAUAUAAGAGUCACUUUUUUGGAGGUGAAGGCACCAGGAGAAUCACCUCAUUACUGUAUUCACUACCACUGGCAAGACUGGCCAGACCGAGGAGUACCGGAAGCCGAUUUGGCUCCUGUCUACUUACUGGCCAAAGUUCAGAACACGACUGCACCAAUUAUUGUUCACUGUUCGGCCGGAAUAGGACGCACCGGCUCCAUUGUACUAAUUCAGAACUCGCUUGAAUUGCUUCAUUCGCAGUUACCACUAAACGAUAUAGCUGGAUAUCUCAUUGCUCUACGGAAACAAAGAAAUAAUUCAGUGCAAACGGAGCACCAAUAUCUUUAUGUUCAUCAAGUUCUUCUACUAUACUUAAAGAAGAUGCGUUACCUCGACGAUAGUGUUAAUCCGUACCUGGAACAAUUUACUCAAAACUACAUGACCGCAACGAAAGGCUUCUAA